This is a messenger RNA of Ciona intestinalis (vase tunicate), 2015 nucleotides long. NCBI's taxonomy places the organism in Eukaryota, Metazoa, Chordata, Ascidiacea, Phlebobranchia, Cionidae. The record is from RefSeq and is a predicted model, not a curated record.
GGUAGUAAACAAAAAACUUUCAAGGACUUAUAGAACCGUAUCCCCACGGCUCCCAUUGACCACUGUUAACGAUUUAAAACAUGAUCAGAAUAUUUGGAUAUUAUGUGCUAAAAGUGUCCGGUCUUCCCCUACAGUACAAUAUAAAUAUUUACAUAUUUUGCCUGAACGACUAAUUUUUAAGCUAUAAACGCUUGAUUCCUUUUAAAAUUUAUCGAAUAGUUUAUUUAAAAUCGAUGGAGACUCUUAAUUUAAUCAGUUUUCAUGCUUUUAUAUGUAAUGAAACUGGAGCAUAUAGUUUAAAUAAAAAUAAUAACUUUAUUUGUGUGUUUGAUUACGGUCGCGAAGACUUGGAAAUAUUUUAAACGAAAAAACAGAAUAUAGCGACAAAGCAACAGUUGUUAAAACACGCUUACAGUUAAAAACAUAUUCACAUUAAAUUGAAAAAAUUAGCGUGGUCGCUACACCUAGCAGACAAACGAGCCAUUUAUGUCGAAGUUUUGUCAUAUCAAACCUUUAAUAGAAACAAACGCGUGCGUUAGGACGCGACCCGUACAAUAUUCGGCUUUUAAAAGGAUUGGUUUUUUUAAUCAUAUAAUUGCAUACAGAGGCAGUAUGUGCAGUUUAAUGCAGCAAUACAGCAAUACAGCAGCAGUAAAUGCACCGGCGUAUUUGCAUAUUGCUUUUUGCAGCGUUCGAAUCUUGCAACGUACCUCAUCCAUCAUUGAAUUAAAAUAUUCCAAUUCACUACGCAAAUAAGCGGCGGUCGACGGGUUGCAUAAUUAAGCUAAUUUAUCAUUCAAAGCGGAUUCUUCAUUUGAAUUCAAUACAAUAUAUAAGCGCAACAAAUCAGAACAGCAACCAUCAACGUUUUGAUACAACAUAUCAACAACUGUACAACGAUGACAACUUUUUUGAAGAUUUCGGUUUUGGCAAUUUUUGCUAUAUCUAUGGUAGCAGGACAAGGUGGGCUUCGGAAAUGCUGGUUUUGUGAAAACGCUAGAAAUUUUCUGGAUUGUUUAGAUCGAGGAAGACAAAUAACCUGCAAACAACCUAUUGAUGUAUGUUACGCCGAAUUUCAAUCCACAACUUUAACUAUGGGAUGCAAGGAAAAUAGUAGGACUCAGUCAUGCACUGUACAAGUUGGACAAAACCCAACCCAAUGCCGAGUCCCAUUCAGAACAACUGCGUCUCAUACUCCUAACAGGUGUACUUGCUGUUGUGAUGAGGACUAUUGUAACCAGGCGUUUGAUAAUCCUUGUAUGGAAAUCACUGAGCUACCUGAGUGCACACCUGUUCCAGCUCCAGGAAAUGGGACAAAGAGCUGCACCAAUCCUGAUGACAAUCUAAUACCAGGCACUGAAUGUUGGUUCGAAUGCAAUUCAGGUUUUUAUGCCGAGGGUCCCACACACACCACAUGCGAACUUAACUCUGCCAGAACUGGUGCCUCAUUUACCAACCGAGGACCACGUUGUAUACCUCUUUGUCCACAAAAUGCUGUUCUCGAUGUGGUUUUCGCUAUCGAAAUCAGCACUAGUGCCUCUUCUGUGCAGACACUGAAAGAAAUAUCUGCCGCCGUGAUCAGAAAGUUUAGCAUUGGAAGUACAGAUACUAAAAUCGGCGUGGUCGGCUUCCGUGGUAAUAGAGUCAAUCCAAUGGUAUCAAAUUUAAAGGACAGAAAAACACAACCUGGCCUCAUCACCUUCGUUAACAAUCUUUCGUUCUCCCCACCAGAAAAAAGUUUCAAAGGCUUUUCAUCAUGUUUGCAAGAAAUUGAGCCAGUGCAGAAUCUUAGAAACGAACUAGAUUUUCUAAGAAAUAUCAUGAACAAGUCAGCGCUUCUCUUGCUACUUCUCGUCGGGCUUUUGGUUCUCACUGAAACCCAAGGGUACUGGUCGGACAGACGUCGUCGUCGUCGCGAUCGCCGCCGCAGAUGGUUACUUGCUGACUCUUUUAGUCAAAUGGAAAAAGCUGCAGCCAUUGACGACGAAUUCCCGGAAUUUGUUUUGCGUGAAUAG